Stegastes partitus (bicolor damselfish) is the source of this 6531-nucleotide messenger RNA. It is a transcript of the gene hecw2a, whose product is annotated as HECT, C2 and WW domain containing E3 ubiquitin protein ligase 2a. Gene Ontology annotation, molecular function: protein binding; ubiquitin protein ligase activity. Bases 1 to 4569 code for a protein of 1522 amino acids. The transcript is spliced from 30 exons. Gene Ontology annotation, biological process: ubiquitin-dependent protein catabolic process; protein ubiquitination; regulation of dendrite morphogenesis. The record is from RefSeq and is a predicted model, not a curated record. NCBI's taxonomy places the organism in Eukaryota, Metazoa, Chordata, Actinopteri, Pomacentridae. Gene Ontology annotation, cellular component: cytoplasm.
AUGCGUCCUUCACUCGCCACAGCAGUCCUGCCACCUAGGACCCGUUCCCACAAUCCGCCCAACCUGGCCGUCGGGGGCCGCGAACACCUGUCAGCCCCACGAAGGCGCAGCCCCCACCUCCGACACACCCUCAGCCCGGAGAACCUGCGGACCCUGGCGGAGAGGGGUGGAGCAGCUGUCGAUACUGUCUCUGUGGUCAGCGGGCCCAUCGGGCUCCCGCGGGCUAACAGCGACACAGACCUGGUGACGUCCCAGAGUCGCUCUUCGCUAACGGCGUCCACUCUGGAGUUCACGCUGAACCGUGGCCAGAACCUCGUCAUAAGCUGGGACAUCAAGGAGGAGGUGGACGCCACCGACUGGAUUGGGCUGUACCAUAUCGAUGAAACUAGUCCUUCCAACGUGUGGGACUGUAAGAACAGAGGGGUGAAUGGCACCCAGAAGGGUCAGAUUGUUUGGAGGCUGGAGCCCGGGCCCUACUUUAUGGAGCCUGAGACCAAGAUCUGUUUCAAGUACUACCAUGGAGUGAGCGGAGCCCUGAGAGCCACGACCCCCUGCAUCACUGUGAAGAAUCCAGCUGUCCUGGUGGAGGGGCUGACGGAGCAGGUGGGCGUCGAACAUCCUCGGAAGCUGAUCAGCUUUACGUUGACAGAUCUGCGUGCCACUGGCUUGAAGAAGGGCAUGUUUUUCAAUCCUGACCCGUACCUGAAGAUGUCCAUCCACCCAGGGAAGAGAAGCGUCUUCCCCAUCUUCAGCCAUCACGGACAGGAACGGCGAUCAGCUAUCAUCGCUAAUACCACCAACCCCGUCUGGCAUGGAGAGAAAUACACAUUCGUGGCGCUGAUGACAGAUAUUCUCUACAUCGAGGUGAAGGACAAGUUUGCAAAAAGCAGGCCGAUCAUCAAACGCUUCCUUGGUCAGCUCACUAUCCCCGUCCAGCGGCUUAUUGAAAAAAUACCUGGAAUCCAGCCUGUGAGUUUCUCUCUGUGUCGACGCCUGCCCACUGAACAUGUAAGCGGGCAGUUGCAGUUCAAAGUUGAGCUCACCUCGACUGGGCCGGAUGGUGCCUCUCCUGAUUCUAUCAUUGGCAUUUCGUCCUUGAAUGGAGCUCCAGGGACUCCAUCCGAUGAUGAGGACUUGCCCCACCACCUUCCAGGUGUGGUCUCUGCUGGCCCCUCCCCUACAGGUUCUCAGGGCUCCCAAAGCAUGUGGGAAGGCGGAGCCACAGCCUGCCCAGAGAAAGACCUUCCUCUUGUCGGAGCAGAGGGCAGAUAUAUGGAACCUGAAAGCCUUUCGGGCCAUGAAUUGCUACAGAGGUCACUCAGUGAGGGCCUGGAUGCUAUUGAGGCCCCUAAAGGCCCCGGUGAAAGACCCUUGGGUGCUGCUUCACCCAAAUUACGCUCGAGUUUCCCCACACACACAAGGCUCAGCGCCAUGUUACACAUCGAUUCAGAUGAGGAUGAGGAGAGGUCCGGCGCCAAUGACAUCACUCCGGUGCCACUGUCACCACUGCUAAUGAAUGGAGUACCUCCAGACGUCAGUGGUCCUGAGGAAGACGACCUGUUUCCUGAGCUUCAGCAGGAGCCUGAGCAGCUGGAGCACUCAGUGCUGGAGGAGGAGCCUGAGGGUGCAGGUGCUAUGAUAGAAGACAUCCCUCCUGGGGCAGAAGUGGCCCCGGAGGGUGAGCUUGGUUUGGACUUGGAGGAUGUUCUGGAGCCAGACGUUUUCCUUGAAGUGGAGGAGGCUCCAUUCGCAGAGGCUCAUAAUGUUUUGCCAGAGGGUGGACAGGUAGCUGAGCAAGGCAGGGGGCCUGUGGAGGACCCUUCAUCAGAGAUCGACACCUGCUCAAUGGCUACAGCCCCUCAGACAGCGUUCUCAUCAUCAGAGAGCUGUCCAAUCACACUGACCACUGCUGUGGAACCAGAGGAGGGAGCUGAGACGGCCAUAGAUCCAGGGGGAGAUGUAGAGUCCGGGGCCCCACCAACCAAUCAAGCUGUGGAUGAUGAAGGGGGUGGACAAGCUGCUGCUGCUCCUGUUGAAGGACAAGCUGCACCCGCUAGUGAGCAGGUGGAAGUUGAGGAGAUCAGUGUUCGGAGGCUGAGCCUGCAGGCUUCAGGGGGCGUGGCCGAAGCCCAGGAAGGGGAGGAGACGAAGCCAAGUGAGGAGGCGGGGUCUGCGGAGUCAGAGCAGGUUACCACAGAAACAGAUGGAGAGGAAGGUACCCAUGUCAACGGCCAUCCUGUACGAUCGCUUCCUUCUGUGCGUCACGACAUCCAUCGAUACCAACGUGUGGACGAGCCUCUACCUCCCAACUGGGAGGCUCGGAUCGACAGCCAUGGAAGGAUCUUCUUUGUGGACCACGUGAACAGAACCACCACGUGGCAGCGUCCCACUGGACCACCUGCCCCACAGGGCCUGACCCGCUCCAACUCCAUUCAGCAGAUGGAGCAGCUCAACCGCAGAUACCAGAGCAUCAGGAGAACCAUAACCAACAGUGAUCGUUCAGAGGAAGCCCCAGUUGACCUGCUUCCUGAACCAGAAAGUGAACUGAUGCCCCACUCCAUUUCUGAAUACAGACGAGAAAGCGCAGUCGCUCACUCCAGUGGUCGCUCGCGCCUCUCCCUGCUGCUCCAGUCGCCAAGCGCCAAGUUCCUGUGCAGCCCCGACUUCUUCACCGUGCUGCAUUCUAACCCUAGUGCCUAUCGCAUGUUUACGAGCAACACCUGCCUGAAGCACAUGAUCAGCAAGGUGCGUCGAGAUGCUCAUUACUUUGAGCGCUACCAGCACAACCGCGACCUCGUCACCUUCCUCAACAUGUUCUCCAACAAGCAGCUGGAGCUUCCCCGGGGCUGGGAGAUGAAGCACGACCAUACUGGGAAGCCCUUCUUCGUGGAUCACAACUGUCGCUCCACGACCUUCAUUGACCCACGGCUGCCCCUCCAAAGUUCUCGCUCCACCGGGCUGCUGGCCCACCGCCAGCAUCUGAGCCGCCAGCGCAGCCACAGUGCUGGGGAGGUGGUGGAUGACUCUCGCCAAACCAACCCACCCGUCAUGCCCCGCCCCUCCAGCACCUUCAGCGGCUCCAGUCGAAGUCAGUACCAUGACGUGGUGCCUGUGGCCUACAAUGACAAGAUAGUGGCGUUUCUACGGCAACCCAACAUCUUUGAGAUUCUGCAGGAAAGACAACCUGAGCUUGCGAGGAACCACUCGCUCAAGGACAAAGUGCAGUUCAUUCGCAGCGAGGGAGUCAACGGCCUGGCUCGCCUCUCCAGCGACGCUGACCUCGUCAUGCUGCUGAGCUUAUUUGAGGAGGAGGUGAUGUCAUAUGUACCGCCGUUACUCCACCCAGGUUACUGCAUCUCCUCGCCUCAGAGCUCCCCUGGCACUCAGCGAGCUAAUGCCCGAGCUCCUGCUCCCUAUAAGCGAGAUUUCGAGGCUAAACUGAGGAACUUCUAUCGAAAGCUGGAGACAAAGGGUUAUGGACAGGGACCCGGGAAAGUCAAACUCAUCAUACGCCGAGACCACCUUCUGGAGGACGCCUUCAACCAGAUCAUGUGUUACUCCCGUAAAGACCUCCAGAGGAGUAAACUCUACGUCAGCUUUGUAGGCGAGGACGGGUUGGACUACAGUGGACCCUCCAGAGAGUUUUUCUUCCUGGUGUCGAGAGAACUGUUCAACCCGUACUACGGACUGUUUGAGUAUUCAGCCAAUGACACAUACACUGUCCAGAUCAGCCCCAUGUCUGCCUUUGUAGACAACCAUCAUGAAUGGUUUCGCUUCAGUGGACGCAUCUUGGGGCUGGCUCUAGUUCAUCAGUACCUGCUGGAUGCGUUCUUUACUCGUCCUUUCUACAAGGGGCUUCUUCGCAUUCCCUGUGACUUGAGUGACCUGGAGUUCCUGGAUGAAGAGUUUCACCAGAGCCUGCAGUGGAUGAAGGACAACGACAUCGAAGACAUGCUGGACCUCACCUUCACUGUCAACGAGGAGGUCUUUGGACAGAUUACAGAGAGAGAGCUGAAGCCUGGCGGGGCUGGUAUCCCUGUCUCAGAGAAGAACAAAAAGGAGUACAUCGAGCGAAUGGUCAAGUGGCGUAUAGAGAGAGGAGUGGCCCAGCAGACGGAGAGCCUGGUCCGAGGCUUCUAUGAGGUGGUGGAUGUGCGACUGGUAUCUGUGUUUGAUGCCAGGGAGCUGGAGCUGGUUAUUGCAGGCACUGCAGAGAUCGACCUGGCAGACUGGAGGAACAACACCGAGUACAGAGGAGGUUACCAUGACAACCACAUAGUGAUUCGCUGGUUCUGGGCAGCUGUGGAGAGAUUCAACAAUGAGCAGAGGCUGAGGCUGCUGCAGUUUGUCACAGGCACCUCCAGUAUUCCCUAUGAGGGAUUUGCCUCUCUACGGGGCAGUAAUGGACCCCGCAGGUUCUGUGUGGAGAAGUGGGGGAAAAUCACCUCCUUACCCAGGGCUCACACUUGCUUUAAUCGUCUGGACCUCCCACCCUACCCCUCCUUCUCCAUGCUUUACGAGAAGCUGGUAACCGCAGUAGAGGAAACAAGCACGUUCGGCUUGGAGUAACCUCAAACCGGCUGACACCCAGGGUUAACUGGGGAGAGAUAAUCGUCUGGAAAUCCAUGUUUCCCACUUAGGAGAGAGACAGAAAAUAAAACUAAUAUCCUCAAAAGGCAACUAACCCCCCUCGUGGAUAACUCCGCCGUUUCUUCCGACUGGCUUUACAUCACUCAGCACGCAGGCUUCGUUCCGAUUCUCUGCCUUUUCUUCUCCUUUGGAUCACGUGAACACCUUCAAGAAGAAAGAUGGAGAAUCGGAAAAUGGUUUGAAAAGCUGUACAGUACAAUUUCUUGUUUUCAUGGUAACCUUUGUUCACUUAGCCACAUGUGUGCUUUAUUUCUUUAGUUAAUGGCCUUGGUUACUGGAUUUCUAGCACCUCUCCUCCUCCUCCUCCUCCUCCUCCAACCUGCACCUCAGAGACAGCUGCUCAACCACAAAGCUCCCUUUCCCUCUCUGGACCUCGAAACUGUGUCUGUCCCUCACUGGGGCUGCAGUGUUAUAAACUAUAUUACACACACAUACACACCUUUGCACAAACACACACAAACAUGUGAAUUUUUCUUUGUAUUUACAGGACAAACCAGUGUUUCCCCUGAGAUUUUUAUAAGCAUGGAAAGAUGUGACAUUUUAGACGUUUAACUUGAUGUUGGCUGGUCCUCCCUGCCUGUUUAUGGCAGAGGUUACACUGGUUUGCUCAAAUACACACUGACAGAUGAACGCAAAUCAAUUAUUCUAAGUCUGAAAAUGCACUUGUUUUCACAGUUUUGAUUCCCGAAUAAGCUGGACAGCGAGUCACAAAUCGUCAGUGAUAUUUACGGACAGUGACAGUGACCCGUUGUGAUAAUGACGGCAGGUUCUGGUCAGGACUGUUACCUUCAAUACAGCGACAUCAGAGCUCCUACAUGAGCUCAAAAGGUAAAGACACACUGGAGAAAGAAACAGCAGUCCUGUUUCUGCAUAGACACAACAAGGACAACCAGUGUCACACACAAAAACAUGCAUACAAUAUACAGCAUUAGCCUUGCACCUUUAGGUGCACUUUCUUACGUGCAACAGAUGCACUCACGCCAGUCCAACAUAAACACAUUUACUGACACACUUCAGUCAGAUAGAAAUGCAGGGUUCCUGUCUUUCAAACUGUUCCACACAUUUCUCAUGAGCAAUAGAUGCACUUUCUCACAUAGACAGAUGACGCCCGCUCGUAAGUGUGACACACAACGUCCUUCUCACUGAUGUAAUCGCCUCCCACUCAAUGAAAGUGAUGAAUGUAACAAACCAGUGACUGAAUGUAUAAACUUCAAGCAACUCUGCUCGGCCUCUGAGGAAAAUCUCGCUCCAAGCCGAAGAGGAAACACAAGGUAGAAAGUUUGAAGUGGAGGGACAGGAAAUAAAGCAUGACAGGUGCUUGAGGAAUGUGGAGGCGCUUUACUUAAUGUUGGCACCAGAUUAGGCCUUGCUAGCUGAGACACAAGUGUGGUGUCAUACAGGUACCGGGUCAGGCUGUGGUGGUAGGACUUUUUUAGUGCCUCUUGAGUUUUCCUGACCAUAAAGUGAAAUUUCAUAAAUUUUACAAGGGAAGUUUUGGACCAGAUUCACAUGUGUCACUCAUCAAAGAUGGUGAAACUGUUGGAGCUGUGGUUUUUAACAAAUCAGAUCUCAACACAAGGGGGCAAUAAGGUGUUCUACCAUUACUAUGGCACUCAAAUGAAAGAAGCAGUGAUUUUGUCCUUAUUGAAGGGUCUGACCAGGUGUCGGGAUGAUGUUAUCAGGAACAAGCACCAGCCUUUAAGGCUGUAAGGAUAUUGUACUUAAGAACUUGUGGCAUACAAGUCCAUGCCAGACAAUAGUUUUGUCUUAAAAGCAUGUGAUAAAACAUUUCUCUUACUCUUAAGUGCACAACCUAAAGUCUGAGGACCCUUUCACUUUGUCUCCCACACACUACACAAACACACACACAGCACACACACA